UUUUACAUUAAAAACGUGUCGGUAGGUCGUGCAUCUGAUUUGCGACAUGUAUAAAGAAUUCACAAUUACGUUAUUCAUUGCUGUCUCAUUUAAAAAUUCCAUAGCACGGAGAAGCGAAGAAAAAUGUAAAGAAUAUGCCAAUCUGGUUUAUGAAACCGAGAAUUCACCAGUUCUACGCAUCAAUGCGGGUUCAAACAAAGUUUCCCGCUGCGCAAUUAUUGAGACGCCUCUAAUCGUUGGCGGAGUCCGAGCAAAGCUAGCGGAAUUUCCGCAUAUGGCAGUGAUCGGUUAUGGUAAGGACGAGGACAUUACUUGGCAGUGUGGAGGAAGUGUUAUUUCCGAGAAUUUUAUUCUGACUGCAGCACACUGUGUGGAAUCGCUGAACAAUGGUCCCGCAACGAAAGUGCGAGUCGGUUUGAUUGAUUUAUUAGCUCCAGGUGACGCUAUGCAAGAGAGAAGUAUCACGAAGAGCAUAAAACAUCCGGAUUAUAAGCAUGCAGUUAGUUACCACGAUAUAGCGUUGUUUAAACUCGAUCGGCCGCUAAAGCUGAACUCUCAAGUACGUCCUGCGUGCCUGGAAGUAAACUUGCAAAUACAUGGAAAAAGUGCUAUUGCUUCCGGAUUUGGAAAAACUUCUUACGAAUCUGACAUCGGUAGCAAUGAGCUAAUGAAAGUUCAAUUGGAUUAUAUAUCUGAGGAUGACUGUAAGAAAGCUUACGCCGAGGACCUUGGUUCUCGGCGAUUACCUCAAGGCCUUAUACCAAAUCUACUUUGUGCUGGUGUAAUGGAAGGUGGUAAAGAUACCUGUCAGGGUGACAGUGGUGGUCCCCUACAAAAAAUUCUUGAGGAACCUUAUUGCAUGUACAACAUCGUAGGCGUGACGAGUUUUGGCAAGUUCUGUGCUUUUAAAUCUAUGCCUGCGGUAUAUACCAGAGUUAGUUCUUACCUCGACUGGAUUGAGAAUAUUGUUUGGCCAUAAAAACCUGACUUUCAGAGAUAUUGAAUUUGUAUCGAUAUUUAGUAUUAACUUCUACAUCUGGUUUUAAACUGUAGCGCUUUUAACAAUAAACUAUCCGCUAAUAUUAACAUAUCAAUCGUUGAGACAUGUUAAAAUCAGAAACAUGCACGCAAUUUACAGAUGGAAGGUGUUUACAAUUGAAUUAAAUAAUAAUCAAAUUUGAUACAUGGAUGAUAAAAUUAAUACAUAAUAAUAAAAACAAUAUAACUUAUAAAUUAAUCCAUGAAAGGCUCUUCUGAUAUCCAUUCAAUGUACAAAGAAUCUUUAACUACUUCGCUUGCAGAGAAAAUCGGUAUCAACCGAUCCAAAAAUGGCAAGAUCUAAAUGCUGUUUGAUUUUUAUAAAAAUCAGUACUAAAUACUUUUCGAGUCGCUGAAUACGAAUUUGAGAUCAAAAUUUUAAAGUUCAAAUUAAUGUCAGAUUCAAAAUCAGCUCCCCUAAAAUCUUUCAAGUACCGAAUCCCUUCCAAAUCAAGUUACUUUUCGCAUUUUGGUCCGCUAUAUUAAAUCCGCCAUCAUGAAUUUCGAAAUUUUAAGUUAAGAUUCGAAAUCAGUGACCCUAAAAACUCCUGAGUACCGAGUUUCAUCCAAAUCAAGUCAUUUUUCCAUUUGGCUCUCUACAUUGGAUCUGCCACCUUGAAUUUGACAUAAAUAAUCUCAGAUUCGAAAGUAGCGAUCCCAAAAACUCCCAAAUAUCAGGUUUCAUCAUAAUCAAGUCACUUUUCUCAUUUUGAUCCGCCAUAUUGAAUCCAUUUUAAAUUUUCAAAUUUAGAAUUCAGAUUCGAAAUCAGUGACGUCAACCCCUGGAUACUAAGUUUCAUCAAAAUCUUGCUAACGAAAAAAAAAUAAAAACUAAUGUGCGCAUUAGUGCGACAAUGUCAUUUUUGGUACAUUCUUUAUUUGACGCAAAAGUACGUCAAUACCAGUCAAGUGGUAAAGAAUCUAUAUACGGAUCUCGUAGUACAAUAUAAUCAAACGAAAUAAGUUUAUAUAUAAUUUCUCUUAACUCUUUGCUGACAACGUGAAGUUGCGGAACAAAUCUAGCAACGUAAAGUCAAAUUUGAUCUCAUGCUUUAUUUUUUCAUUUUUCAUCUAAUUAAUGUA
Odontomachus brunneus is the source of this 2121-nucleotide messenger RNA. Its product is annotated as serine protease snake-like. NCBI's taxonomy places the organism in Eukaryota, Metazoa, Arthropoda, Insecta, Hymenoptera, Formicidae. The transcript has 6 exons. Gene Ontology annotation, molecular function: serine-type endopeptidase activity. The record is from RefSeq and is a predicted model, not a curated record. Gene Ontology annotation, biological process: proteolysis. The coding region runs from base 47 to 979 and encodes 310 amino acids.